This is a messenger RNA of Macaca mulatta (Rhesus monkey), 2908 nucleotides long. It is a transcript of the gene SOX10, whose product is annotated as SRY-box transcription factor 10. Gene Ontology annotation, cellular component: nucleus. Gene Ontology annotation, molecular function: DNA-binding transcription factor activity, RNA polymerase II-specific; RNA polymerase II cis-regulatory region sequence-specific DNA binding. Gene Ontology annotation, biological process: enteric nervous system development; negative regulation of transcription by RNA polymerase II; morphogenesis of an epithelium. NCBI's taxonomy places the organism in Eukaryota, Metazoa, Chordata, Mammalia, Primates, Cercopithecidae. The record is from RefSeq and is a predicted model, not a curated record.
GUCGCUCAGUCAGUCUCGGGCUGUCCGGCCAGGGUGGUUGGUGGUAAGGAUUCAGGCUCCGUCCUAACGAGGCCGUGGCCUAAGGCUCAGGGCCCCCCGCCCCUCCCUCCCAGCCCACCAGCGUUACCCCCCAGCCCCGAGCUGGACCGCACACCUUGGGACACGGUUUUCCACUUCCUAAGGACGAGCCCCAGACUGGAGGAGAGGUCCGAGGAGGUGGGCGUUGGACUCUUUGCGAGGACCCCGGCGGCUGGCCCGGGGGAGGCGGCCGAGGCGGCGGCGGCGGCGGCCGGGGGCGACAUGGCGGAGGAGCAGGACCUAUCGGAGGUGGAGCUGAGCCCCGUAGGCUCGGAGGAGCCCCGCUGCCUGUCCCCGGGGAGCGCGCCCUCACUAGGGCCCGACGGCGGCGGCGGCGGCGGAUCGGGCCUGCGAGCCAGCCCGGGGCCUGGCGAGCUGGGCAAGGUCAAGAAGGAGCAGCAGGACGGAGAGGCGGACGAUGACAAGUUCCCCGUGUGCAUCCGCGAGGCCGUCAGCCAGGUGCUCAGCGGCUAUGACUGGACGCUGGUGCCCAUGCCCGUGCGCGUCAACGGCGCCAGCAAGAGCAAGCCGCACGUCAAGCGGCCCAUGAACGCCUUCAUGGUGUGGGCGCAGGCGGCGCGCAGGAAGCUCGCGGACCAGUACCCGCACCUGCACAACGCCGAGCUCAGCAAGACGCUGGGCAAGCUCUGGAGGCUGCUGAACGAAAGUGACAAGCGCCCCUUCAUCGAGGAGGCUGAGCGGCUCCGUAUGCAGCACAAGAAGGACCACCCGGACUACAAGUACCAACCCAGGCGGCGGAAGAACGGGAAGGCUGCCCAAGGCGAGGCAGAGUGUCCCGGUGGGGAGGCGGAGCAAGGUGGGACCGCCGCCAUCCAGGCCCACUACAAGAGUGCCCACUUGGACCACCGGCACCCAGGAGAGGGCUCCCCCAUGUCAGAUGGGAACCCCGAGCACCCCUCAGGCCAGAGCCAUGGCCCACCCACCCCUCCAACCACCCCAAAGACAGAGCUGCAGUCGGGCAAGGCAGACCCGAAGCGGGACGGGCGCUCCAUGGGGGAGGGCGGGAAGCCUCACAUCGAUUUCGGCAAUGUGGACAUCGGUGAGAUCAGCCACGAGGUAAUGUCCAACAUGGAGACCUUUGAUGUGGCUGAGUUGGACCAGUACCUGCCGCCCAAUGGGCACCCAGGCCACGUGGGCAGCUACUCAGCAGCUGGCUAUGGGCUGGGCAGCGCCCUGGCUGUGGCCAGUGGACACUCCGCCUGGAUCUCCAAGCCACCAGGCGUGGCUCUGCCCACGGUCUCACCACCUGGUGUGGAUGCCAAAGCCCAGGUGAAGACAGAGACCGCGGGGCCCCAGGGGCCCCCGCACUACACCGACCAGCCAUCCACCUCACAGAUCGCCUACACCUCCCUCAGCCUGCCCCACUACGGCUCAGCCUUCCCCUCCAUCUCCCGCCCCCAGUUUGACUACUCUGACCAUCAGCCCUCAGGACCCUAUUACGGCCAUUCGAGCCAGGCCUCUGGCCUCUACUCGGCUUUCUCCUAUAUGGGGCCCUCACAGCGGCCCCUCUACACGGCCAUCUCUGACCCCAGCCCCUCAGGGCCCCAGUCCCACAGCCCCACACACUGGGAGCAGCCAGUAUAUACGACACUGUCCCGACCCUAAAGGGGGCCCUGUCGCCACCACCCCCCGCCCAGCCCCUCCCCCAGCCUGUGUGCCCUGUUCCUCGCCCACCUCAGGCCUGGCGGUGGCAGUGGAGGAGGCUGAGGAGGCUGAAGAGGCUGACGGGUCGGGGGGCUUUCUGUCUGGCUCACUGCCCUGAUGACCCGCCCGCCCCAUCCAGGCUCCAGCAGCAAAGCCCCAGGCGAACAGGCUGGACAGAGGAGAAGGAGGUUGACUGUUGCUCCCACACUGAAAGAUGAGGGGCUGCACCUUCCCCCAGGAAUGACCCUCUAUCCCAGGACCUGAGAAGGACCUGCUCACCCUCCUCGGGGAGGGGAAGCACCAGGGUUGGUGGCAUCGGAGGCCUUACCACUCCUAUGACUCCUGUUUCCUCUCUCACAGAGAGUGAGGGUCUGACAUGCCCAUGCCACCUGUGCCACAGUGCCUUAGGGCUAGGCCACCCAGAGACUGUGUCCGGAGCUGGCCGUGUCUCCCACUCAGGGGCUGAGAGUAGCUUUGAGGAGCCUCAUGGGGAGUGGAGGGUUCGAGGGACUUAGUGGAGUUCUCAUCCCUUCAAUGUCCUCUCCCCUUCCGAAGGCAGGAAGGAGUUGGCACAGAGGCCCCCAGAUCCAAUUCUGUGCCAGUAACCUCAUUCUUUGUCUAAUCGAGAAAGAGCCCCCAGUCCUCCUCCAUUACAACCUCUGUGACCUUGAGGCGCAUCCCAGGAGGUGAGGAGGCAGGGGCUCCAGGAAAGGAAUCAGAGACAAUUCACAGAGCCUUCCUCCCUGGGCUCCUUGCCAGCUCCCUCUUCCCUUACUAGGCUCUACGUCCCCUGCUCUGUCAGCCCCACUCCCUGGGCUUCCCAGAGAGUGACAGCUGCUCAGGCCUGAACCCUUUGCUCCAGGAGACACAGGGCCCAGCACCCAGGUUGCUGGCAGCAGGCUGAAGACACUAGAAUCCUGACCUGUACAUUCUGCCCUUGCCUCUUGCCCCUUGCCUCCCAGUGGUAUUUGAAUAAAGUAUGUAGCUAUAUCUGCCCCCCAUUUUCCUGUUCUGCAGCCCCCCAAAUCCACAUGUAACUCAUUACUGUCUCCUGUUAUUUAUCUCAGUAGUCCCCUCUCCUAGCCACUCUAGCCCCUAUUAACUCUGCGUUAAGCAUUCCACAUAAUAAAAUUAAAGGUUCCGGUUACCUGCUUGGUGAGCCUGA